UUACAUAUAUUUUAAUUUUAAUUAUUUAUUUGAGAAUUGAGGGCGUUUUUCUGUUACUACCGGUUCCGUUCUGUGGAGAUAACGCUGUUGAAGGUCUCAUUCAACGGAUUCCAUUUCUCAAUUCUCAAUCUUAAGUAAUUUUGUAUUGGUUCUCCUUGCUUCAAGUUGGGAAUAGUUUCUUAUGAUUAGAGUAGGAUUGGAAUAGGGACUCAAUGAAAAACACUAUGGUUAGAAUUGGGAGGAGAAACUGGAGGAAUGCAUCUUUGGUGAAUCAAGGAUUGUGGUUUUGUUUUCUUGGGUAUGGUUUCAAGCUCUUCAUUCUUUAGCUUCUCAUUCUCAGAAAAGAAGCUUUUUCCCCCAAUUCAUGGAAAGUUCUUCUUUCUUUGGCUUGUUAGUGCUGAUCAUUGAGAGAAUUAGGAAAAUCUGUAUUGUUGAAGAGUUUGGAUAGUAGUGGCUUUAUUUUUGCUUUGCUGAGGUACUGCGGAGUGAGUCGAAUGGACUUUUGGUUUGUUGCGGCUGCUGCUGGAGCUGGCUAUCUAGCUAAAUAUUGGAAUAGCAUAUCAAAGAAUGGUAAUGAUUUGUGUCGAUUGUUGUCAGAGGAUUCAUAUCUUAAGAAUCCUGAGUCCCAAAGCUGUACUUUUCCUUUUGCCAAAUUAGCUCGAAGAGAUAGAUUUGGCAAAGAUGUUUUUAUGGAUAGAAGGGCCACAGAUGUGAACUCGUUGGAUCAGUUUUUUACAACGGAAGUAGCUUCUGACAGAGGGUUUGAUGGUGAAAAACUAACCUGUGAUCGGAAUUUGCUAUCGAUAUCCAACUUACAUGUUUUGUUUUCACCAAAUGGUCACUUUAAGGAUGUUGAAGAUGGAAAUGAAGAAACCUUAAAUUUUGGCGAAAAUCAUGGUUUCUUGCCUCCUGAUUCUUCUGCUGAAGGGGUGGGCGUCCCUAAUGCUUUCAGAAAUAAAACCUCACUUAGGGCAAAACUUUUAUCUGGGAAAAUUACUAGACCUUUGAAUUCCAUAGAGAGUUGUUUCAUGGCUCAGCUAUACAAAGAACACGAAGAAAUGGAAAAGUAUGUUGUAUGUUCUCCUUCAUCACCAUAUAGAUACACACGGCCAUUUCUUGUAAGUGAUGGAAGCCGAAUAAUUAGCAGAGGGAAUGAUAUUUCUUUCUGUCCAUCAAUUGGAAGCAAGGAAUACAAGCUGCAUGAAGAAGCUUGCCAAGUAAAAGAUGAAAAUGUUUAUGGGGUCCCCUCCUUACAAGAAGUUGGAUCUUUGGAUGAUGCCAAGAAGAUAAAAUUUAAUGCAGCUGGUGAGCGAAAUCAAAGAUUGAGCACAUCCAACAAUGCAUUCAGGGAAAAAUACAUCCAUACACAACAUGAUGCAAUAUUUCUCUUCAGUCUUGGGGUUUCUUUUGGGAUCCUAACCUCUGUCAUGGCAAAUAAACGAGAAAUGGAAGAGUUAAGAGAAUUGGUGAAUCAGACAGAUAACUUGAUUCAAGACCUACAAGAAGAACUUGAGAUGAAAGAUUCAAUGACCGUGAAGGAGUUGCAUAAUGAAAAUUACGGUUCGCGAGAUACUUUUGAUCAUUCGUGCUACAGAAAGGAGCUGACUGGAUUAUCCCCUGGAAAGCGUAACUCUCCAAGAAUGGAGUGUGGAGAAUCAUGUGCUCAGAUGGAAGAAGAUGGUUUAGAAUCCAUGAGCAAAAUUGAAGCUGAGCUCGAAGCUGAACUUGAGAGGUUGGGGCUGGAAAUGAAUGCAUCUAGUCUAGAAAGUAAAAUGUCUGAACUUGUUGAGCUUGACCCCAAUUUUGUAGCAGAUUUGGCUCAAGGUGAGUUGCGAGCUGACUUGUUCAAGGAGAAAGAAAUUGUCCACGCAAAGUCAGACGAUGAUGCCGGUGAUAUUACACCUCUUCCUGGGGAAUAUGCAGUUUCACCUCAUGAACUGACUCUGCGCUUACACGAAGUUGCAGAAUCUCGGCUUGAGGAACGAGUUAAGGAGCUCGAGAUCGCCCUCGAAAAUAGCCAGAGGACAGUGCGGUUUAUGGAAUUAGAGCAUGAGGGUUCUUCAAAAAGAGCACAGUCAUCCUCUAAUGGUGGAAACAUGCUAACUUAUGAAGUCUGUGACCCUAUGGUCCAGCCCCUAAUUCUCAAUUUAUCAGGUGAAGCUCUGGAUGCUUACAAUGAAGCGUAUGAGGAACUGAUAAAUAUAGGUGAUUGUGAAGAAAAUUCACCAAUAGACAUCCAUCAUAAUGACCACGAAGAAGGUUCGCCUUCACAUGAUUUACUCGCAUCAGGGUUUCAACACUGUGAUGCAAAUGAUUCUGGAAAUUGUUCUGCCGUUGACGAUGGCAAGCUUGCAAUACUGGAAGAACAAAGCUCUAGUAUUUAUGACUUAGAUGUCACUGAAGAUGAAAGUUGUAGUUUUGAUGAGUUGGAAACACAAUUGAUAAGGCAAAUAGUUGAAAGGACCAAGAAAGGUUCUUCUGUUUUUGAAGAUGCACAAAAGACAUUGUAUUGUAUGGAUGAAGAUGAAUAUUGAUAUGAAAUAGAACAUAGGAAUGUAAGAAUAGUAAGCUAUUACAUCUA
This is a messenger RNA of Arachis duranensis, 2581 nucleotides long. RefSeq lists its product as uncharacterized. NCBI's taxonomy places the organism in Eukaryota, Viridiplantae, Streptophyta, Magnoliopsida, Fabales, Fabaceae. The record is from RefSeq and is a predicted model, not a curated record. Bases 495 to 2534 code for a protein of 679 amino acids. The transcript has 4 exons. Gene Ontology annotation, biological process: asymmetric cell division.